CAUUCUAUAUCCCUAAAACACACCAAGAUCCAUUAAACACGCGCACAUAAAAUAAAAUGAAAUUCUCAAGCACAUCAGUUCUCUGCUUAACUCUCUCCUUCUUCUUGAUCGGAGCACAAGCCAAAGUACCCGUCGACGAGCAGUUCCGAGUAGUCAACGAAGGAGGCUACACCGACUACAGUCCCAUCGAAUACAACCCUGACGUGCGUGGCUUCCAGCCUUUCAACGACAACUUCCGUCUCUGUUUCUACAACACAACCCCAAACGCAUACACUCUCGCCCUCCGAAUCGGCAACAGAGCUCAAGAAUCCACUCUCAGGUGGGUCUGGGAAGCUAACAGAGGCUCACCGGUCAAAGAAAACGCGACGUUGACUUUCGGCGAAGACGGAAACCUCGUACUCGCCGAAGCCGAUGGUCGCAUGGUGUGGCAAACUAACACGGCUAACAAAGGUGCCGUGGGGAUCAAGAUCUUGGAGAAUGGCAAUAUGGUAAUAUAUGAUAAAAACGGAAAGUUUAUAUGGCAGAGUUUUGAUUCUCCGACAGACACUCUUCUUGUCGGUCAAUCACUUAAACUCAGUGGUCGGAACAAACUCGUAAGCAGACGGUCUCCAUCGGUUAACACAAACGGACCAUACAGUCUCGUGAUGGAAGCCAAGAAGCUAGUCUUGUACUACACGACAAACAAGACUCCGAAACCUAUCGCUUAUUACAACUACGAGUUCUUCUCCAAGAUCACUCAACUACAGUCCAUUACGUUCAAAGCCGUGGAAGAUAUUUUCGACAGCACUUGGGGUUUGCACAUGGAAGGCGUUGACUCUGGUUCUAAAUUCAACGUCUCAACGUUCCUCUCGAUUCCCAAACACAAUGCCACGUUGAGUUUCAUUCGCUUAGAAUCAGACGGAAACGUUAGAGUUUGGAGUUAUAGUACCGCAGCGACUGCGACAGCUUGGGACGUGACCUACACGGCGUUUACUAACGACGACACUGACGGUAACGACGAGUGUAGGAUCCCUGAGCAUUGUUUGAACUUUGGUUUGUGUAAGAAAGGUCAGUGUAACGCUUGUCCUAGCGACAAAGGGCUUCUUGGAUGGGACGAGACUUGUAAGACUCCGAGUCUAGCGAGUUGCGAUCCAAAGACAUUUCAUUAUUUCAAGAUCGAAGGAGCUGAUAGUUUUAUGACUAAGUAUAACGGUGGUUCCUCGGCAACGGAGAAAGCGUGUGGGGACAAGUGCACGAGGGAUUGUAAGUGUUUAGGGUUUUUCUACAACAGGAAGAGUUCAAGGUGUUGGUUGGGUUAUGAGCUCAAGACAUUGACAAGGACCGGAGAUUCUUCGCUUGUUGCUUAUGUCAAGGCUCCUAAUGCUAACAAGAAGUGAGUUCUUUGAGGUGUGUGAAAGUCAUUUGAAAUUAUUGUGUUGUUCGUUUAAUAAGGUCAACCUUGGUUUCUUUAUCAUUUUAUAAAUUACAUUGUAAUAAAGUGAGGUGAAUGAAGUUUAUGAAUCAAUUUGAGAUAUACAUGUAUA
Brassica rapa (field mustard) is the source of this 1523-nucleotide messenger RNA. Its product is annotated as EP1-like glycoprotein 3. The record is from RefSeq and is a predicted model, not a curated record. NCBI's taxonomy places the organism in Eukaryota, Viridiplantae, Streptophyta, Magnoliopsida, Brassicales, Brassicaceae.